UGUCCCCAACAUGGAUUUUAAUAGAGUUUAGAUUUCCAUUAAAAUCCGGGUAUACUCAAUAUGGAUUUCUAAGGAAUCUAUUAAAAUCCAGAUAUCCUCAAAUAUUCCAUAGAUUUAUAUGUUAAUGGACUUUAAAAGAUUUUGAUGGACUUUUAGACCAAAAUAUUGAAUAAUUGAGUCCACCAACAAUCUCCCUAACACCCCUUGGAUUUCCAAAUCCAUUUUUAAAAAACCCUGCGCACGCCAUCUCGCCCGGAAAAUUGAUCGACACAGCUCCCUGGUUCUCUUCCAUCUUCCAACUACACUCACCUUCUUCAUCCUUCAAGUGUUCUCCAGUUCUACAAUGGGUGAUUCACAAGAAAAGGGAAAAGGUGCGUAUAAUUUCUGGAGUGCAGAAGAAAGUUCUUUAUAACUAGAACUUUUGGUUGAGGCUGCUCAACGUGGAUGGCGUGAUAGUAGUGGACUCAUUAGUAAACAAACUGUUGAAUCAAAAAUACUCCCGGUGCUGAAUGAAAAGCUUGGAUGUCAAAAGACAUACGUACAAUAUCAAAGUCGGUGGAAGUACUUCAAGCAAAGAUAUCAAAAAUAUGUUGAUCUUAUGAAGUUCAGUUCGGGGUUUGGGUGGGACCCAAUUACAAAAAAAUUCACUGCGAGUGAUGAAGUGUGGAAAAACUACUUAGAGUCUCGUGGUGCUCAUAAGAGUAGCGGUUCUAAGAAGCGAACCAGAGAUCAAUGUGAAGUGAGCUCUAAGGCAAAAAGCAGUGAGUCUCGUUCUGAAUUUAAGACGAAGGUUGCUAGUGGAAUGGAUUCUAUUGUUGAGAUUGCUAGUGACAUUCGAGGAAUGAGGAUAUUGAUGGAAAAAAAGGAGAAAAGGGAAUCGGAGAACAACAUAUGGGAUGCUAUAAAAGAGACUCCGAAUUUAGAUGAGCGCACACGCUACAAAGUCCCUAAGCUCAUAUAUAAGCUUGGAAUGAAAGAAGCGUUUCUCAAAAUGUCACCUCAAGAGCGUCAAGAGUGGAUAAUCUAUAACAUCGAAGAAGACUAUGCUUGAUUUAGGAAGCUUUCUUUACUUUAUUUUUCAUUAAACUUUUAUUUCUGAUGCAACCUUUCUUGUUGAACACUUUUGUUAUUGAACUGAUCAUAU
Cuscuta epithymum is the source of this 1144-nucleotide messenger RNA. NCBI's taxonomy places the organism in Eukaryota, Viridiplantae, Streptophyta, Magnoliopsida, Solanales, Convolvulaceae. The record is from the annotation of a GenBank genome assembly.